AUGGCUGAUAAUAAGGUGGUUCUUUUGGGUUUAUGGUCUAGCAUGUUUGGGAUGAGGGUGAGAAUAGCACUGGCUGAGAAAGGCAUUGAAUAUGAACACAAGGAAGAGGACUUGUGGAACAAGAGCUCACUGCUUCUUGAGAUGAACCCGAUCCAUAAGAAAAUCCCGGUUUUGAUUCACAACGGAAGACCGGUUUGUGAGUCCCUCAUCGCUGUCGAGUACAUCGAUGAGGUCUGGAAUGAGAAAGCUUCGUUGUUGCCCGCUGAUCCUUACCAAAAAGCUCAAGCUAGGUUCUGGGCUGACUAUGUUGACAAGAAGUCUAGAGAUGGUGGUGGGAGGAGGUUUUCGAUAACGAUGGCUGAAGAUGGUGGGUGGCUCGUGGUGAGUGAUGGGGCGAGGGAGUGA
Molecule: messenger RNA, 405 nt
Organism: Camellia sinensis
Lineage: Eukaryota; Viridiplantae; Streptophyta; Magnoliopsida; Ericales; Theaceae
Source: RefSeq, a predicted model, not a curated record